This is a messenger RNA of Lagenorhynchus albirostris (white-beaked dolphin), 2802 nucleotides long. RefSeq names its product doublecortin like kinase 3 (gene DCLK3). The record is from RefSeq and is a predicted model, not a curated record. The transcript is spliced from 5 exons. NCBI's taxonomy places the organism in Eukaryota, Metazoa, Chordata, Mammalia, Artiodactyla, Delphinidae. Bases 1 to 2406 code for a protein of 801 amino acids. Gene Ontology annotation, biological process: protein phosphorylation; intracellular signal transduction. Gene Ontology annotation, molecular function: protein kinase activity; ATP binding.
AUGCCCGCCGCCUCGCCCGCCCCGCGCCCGCCGCCGCCCCCCGCACGACCCGCCCCCAGCUGCCCUGCUCAGCCCGCCCCGGGACAUCGAGGUCUCUGUGAACAUUCUCUAAAAUGUUUAAGCUCGAAAAUCACGGAGCGGAAGCUGCAGGGCACGUGGCUGCCUGCUGGCCCAGGGAGCCUGGAGAAACCAUUCCUGGGGCCUCGAGGCUCCUUGGUGCCCAUGUUCAGCCCCCAGGGUAGCCUUCACCCUGUCCACGCUGACAGCAGCCUGCUGAAGCCCAGGGUCGUGACCGUGGUCAAGCUGGGUGGGCAACCCCUCCGCAAGAUCACGCUGCUCCUCAAUAGACGGUCGGUGCAGACCUUCGAGCAGCUCUUGGCCGACGUCUCAGAGGCCCUGGGCUUUCCCAGAUGGAAGAGUGACCGUGUGAGGAAGCUGUUCAACCUCAAGGGCAGGGAAAUCAGGAGUGUGUCCGAUUUCUUCAGGGAAGGGGAUGCUUUCAUAGCCGUGGGCAAAGAGCCACUGACGCUGAAGAACAUCCAGGUGGCUAUAGAGGAACUGUACCCCAGCAAAGCCCGGGCCCUGACCUUGACCCAGCACAGCCGGGUCCCCUCUCCAAGGCUGAGAAGCAGGCUUUAUAGCAAGGCUCUGAAAGGGGGUCACCACUGUGGGGAGACCGAGACCACCAAGAGCUGCGGUGAGGCUGCCAGGUCCCAGGCUGCCAUCAGACAUCAGGGGAGGACCCCCGUGGAGGACAGGGUGAGGGGGAAGUGGGAGCCUGAACCCAGCAGCAAGGUGCCCAGGGAUGCCACCCUGGAGAGGCAUGCUAGCGGAGAGAAGCACCUGGGGGUGGAGAUUGAAAAGACGUCGGGGGAAAUAAUCAGGUGUGAGAAGUGUAAGCGGGAAAGAGAGCUCCAGCAGAGCCUGCAGAGGGAGCGGCUCUCUCUGGGCACCAGCGAGCUGGACCUGGGCAGGUGCCCCAGCUAUGACGUAGAGAGGCUGGUGAGGGCCAGGAGCUGCAGGAGGUCCCCUGAGGAGAAGCCCCAGGGUGGGGAGGAAGGUUGGAAGGAGGGCACCCGGAGCAGUCCCGGGCACCCGCCUCAGGAGCCGAGGAGACCCAGCAAAAGCACUGACAAGAAAGAGGACCAAGACCCAGGAGGCCAGGAAGGUCAUGGCCCAGCAGCAGCCAAGGCCAAGAGGGACGUUGUCGGGGAAGCCCAGCCCAUAAGAGAGGAGAAAGACAGCAGGACCGUAGGCAGGAGCAAGCAGGGAGGCUGGCUGCGGAGGGAGCAUCCUGCCGACCUCGACACAGAGAAGCUCCCCAGGACCAGAGGGGAUGCGCAGGAGGCAGAAAAGGAGAAAAAGCCGGGUGCGUCUGGAGGGAGGAGGAUGGUUUCCCGAGAUAAGCCGCCGGCCAGGGUAGAAAAGGAGCCCAAGACGAGGCCGGAGGAAAGCAAGGCGGAGCGGCCGGGCGGCAGGAGGCGGCGGCCCGCGGGCAUCCUGGCGGCAGAUGUGCGCAAGCAGUACGAGCCGGGCCGCGUGAUCGGGGACGGGAACUUUGCGGUGGUGAAGGAGUGCAGGCACCGCGGCACCCAGCAGGCCUACGCCAUGAAGAUCAUAGACAAGUCCAAGCUCAAGGGGAAGGAGGACAUGGUCGACAGCGAGAUCCUGAUCAUCCAGAGCCUCUCUCACCCCAACAUCGUGAAACUGCAUCAAGUGUAUGAAACGGACGCGGAGAUCUACCUGAUCAUGGAGUACGUGCAGGGAGGGGACCUUUUCGAUGCCAUUAUAGAAAGUGUGAAGUUCCCGGAGCGCGACGCUGCCCUCAUGCUUAUGGACUUGUGCAAGGCGCUCGUGCACAUGCACGACAAGAGCAUCGUCCACCGGGACCUCAAGCCGGAAAACCUGCUGGUUCAGCGAAAUGAGGACAAAUCUACCACCUUGAAACUGGCUGAUUUUGGUCUUGCAAAGCAUGUGGUGAGACCUAUAUUUACUGUGUGUGGGACUCCGACUUAUGUAGCUCCUGAAAUUCUUUCUGAGAAAGGUUAUGGGCUGGAGGUGGACAUGUGGGCCGCAGGCGUUAUCCUCUACAUCCUCCUGUGCGGCUUCCCCCCAUUCCGCAGCCCAGAGAGGGACCAGGAUGAGCUCUUUAACAUCAUCCAGCUGGGCCACUUCGAGUUCCUGGCUCCUUACUGGGACAACAUCUCUGACGCUGCCAAAGAUCUGGUGAGCCGGUUGCUGGUGGUAGACCCCAAAAAGCGCUACACGGCCCACCAGGUCCUUCAGCAUCCCUGGAUUGAAACUGCUGGAAAGACCAGAAGGGCAAAGCUACAAAAGGAGGGGCCCCCCAGCAGCGAGAACCACUUCCGGAGCCAGCACUCGAGGGCUGCAGAGCAGGCGUCAUAGUCACAGCCUCAGCAUUCGCUCAGCCCUCGGUUCUGCUCGGGGACAGAGAAAAGGAUAGAUGUCAAGGAGAAAACUAGUGAAAAAGCCUUCCUCCCAUAAUUGGAGAAUCAGGGGAAGGAGAGAAGACAGUAUAUUUUAAAGCUUAUUUAACAAAAUAAACUUGAGUCAAUGUUAAAUGUUGUAACAUAUUUUUAGAUUUGAAGCCUUUAAUACAUUUUUUGGGGGGUGAGGGGGAGACUUGUUCUCAGUGAAGAAUUUUUGGUAAUAAUGAUGUGUUUUGCUUCCUCCUCGUAAUCAAGUUCAUAGUAAACUACAUGAGUGGUGCUUACCAGGGUCUAAACUCCCCCUGUGAGAUUAAUAAGCUGAAUCGUGGUCCUUCUGUGUUAAUAAAAUGUG